Messenger RNA from Aspergillus ochraceoroseus IBT 24754, 1750 nucleotides. RefSeq names its product Mo25 family protein. The transcript is spliced from 5 exons. Gene Ontology annotation, biological process: intracellular signal transduction. NCBI's taxonomy places the organism in Eukaryota, Fungi, Ascomycota, Eurotiomycetes, Eurotiales, Aspergillaceae. The record is from RefSeq and is a predicted model, not a curated record. The coding region runs from base 213 to 1367 and encodes 384 amino acids. Gene Ontology annotation, molecular function: protein serine/threonine kinase activator activity.
AUCGUCACCGCUUCCCAGGCUCACGCUGACAUCGAUAAUCUGCCUCUCUCUCCCGGUAUCAAGAAAGGAAGGCAAAGCACCAAUUGCUUUUUUUUGCUUCUACACUCACCUUGGAUGCCUUGAACACCUUCCCAUUGAUCCCUAUACAUCCACGCAGCUAGCUCUGCUUCCUUUCUUUCCUUGCAGCUGCUGGGAUUGACAAGAUAACAAGCAUGGCCUUCUUCUUUAAUCGUGGUCGAUCCCGGCAACCAUCUGAUGUGGUGAGAUCAAUCAAAGACUUGUUGGUGAGACUUCGUGAAUCUCCAACCACAGCCAAGAUUGAAGAUGAAUUGGCCAAACAGCUCUCUCAGAUGAAGUUAAUCGUCCAGGGAACCCAAGAAAUCGAAUCAUCGCCAGAACAGGUUCAUGCUUUAGUCCAAGCCACACUCCAGGAGGAUCUACUGUAUGAGCUUGCUCGUGGCCUUCAUCGCCUCCCAUUCGAAGCUAGAAAGGAUACACAGACCAUAUUCUCUCAUAUACUUCGCUUCAAACCGCCCGUCUCUAACAACGCUGACCCUCCCGUUAUCUCCUACAUCGUACACAACCGACCAGAGGUUGUUAUCGAGCUAUGUAAAGGCUACGAACAUAGUCAGAGCGCGAUGCCGUGCGGUACCAUUCUAAGGGAGGCGCUGAAGUUCGACGUGAUCGCAGCGAUUAUUCUCUAUGACCAGUCCAGCGAGGGAGAGCCCGCCAUCCGGCUCACAGAAGUCCAACCCCACGUUCCUCAACAAGGGACUGGCAUAUUCUGGCGCUUUUUCCAUUGGAUUGAUAGGGGGAGUUUCGAGCUAAGCGCUGAUGCAUUCACUACAUUCAGAGAAAUUUUAACUCGCCAUAAGUCCCUUGUAACGGGGUACCUGGCAACUAAUUUUGAUUACUUUUUUGCCAAAUUUAACGGUGUUCUCGUGCAAUCUGAUUCGUACGUCACCAAACGACAGAGCAUCAAGCUGCUAGGCGAGAUUCUAUUGGACCGUGCAAAUUACAAUGUGAUGAUGGCAUAUGUUGAAAGUGGAGAGAACCUCAAGCUUUGCAUGAAACUGCUCCGAGAUGAUCGUAAGAUGGUUCAAUAUGAGGGAUUUCACGUGUUUAAGGUAUUUGUUGCGAACCCAGACAAAUCAGUGGCGGUACAGCGGAUUCUUAUCAACAAUCGAGAUCGACUGUUGAAAUUCCUGCCGAAAUUCCUGGAGGACCGCACGGAUGACGAUCAGUUCACAGAUGAGAAGAGUUUCCUGGUUCGACAGAUUGAACUCUUACCCAAGGAGCCCAUUGAGCCCACACGUCCCGCACGCGAACCCUCACGCUCGGCUGUUAACACUACUGCGGUCGCGUGAGAAAGGGAAUUUUGUCUUCUUUGCCUACUUCUUCUCUUACAAUUAUUUACAUAUGUUCUGGUGGAAAAAUUUUGUGCACUGUGUGUACAUAAGACCUUUAUCACCGUUUGCACUUAUGGCCAGCUGGCAUCUGACCGUUAUGGAGUUAUGAUAUGAUUGAAAUUUGAGGCAAACAUAAAUAGGAUGUUGCUGUUGAACAGGGCAUGUCGGUACCAACGGUGGAGAGGAGACAGGAAAAAACGGAGGGGACAGACAGGAACAGGAAAUUCAGGUGGUCCUUGCAUUUAUAUAGGAUGUAGAUAGGCACUGGAGUGGACCAGGAACCCGAAUCAACCUCCUUGACAUGUUUACAAAGUAGCAGAUUCCUACCUAGUAGUUUAUAG